This is a messenger RNA of Trematosphaeria pertusa, 2190 nucleotides long. RefSeq lists its product as uncharacterized. The transcript is spliced from 2 exons. Gene Ontology annotation, molecular function: protein binding. NCBI's taxonomy places the organism in Eukaryota, Fungi, Ascomycota, Dothideomycetes, Pleosporales, Trematosphaeriaceae. The record is from RefSeq and is a predicted model, not a curated record. Bases 307 to 1848 code for a protein of 513 amino acids.
UACUACCUAUGCAGCCUUGAGAAUGAUCUUAACGUACCAAGAGGAGGUGUAUGUCGGGAUGGUUGUCGGCCCGAGCGGGGUUGAAACCACGUGGUGUUGCGUUAUGGAGGGGCUAUGCACCAGGCGCGCCCACGGACCUGCACACCUCAGUCUUUCCACUUUUCGCCACGGCACGUCUUCGAAAUGCCGUGAUUCCGGCUUCACUUUCGAGCUCUGGACAGCACGUACUGAAGCACAAUCCAAGUCGUUCGCUCCCGUGGGCCCCCUCAAGCGGCUUCCUUCCUACCAGCCCUCAACUCGCUCAGGAUGGAUUCUCUACCGCCCGAACUCCUGUUGUAUAUAUUCGAAUUCCUGUAUCCCCUGGACGUCUCGUUCCCAAAUGCAUCGUCUUCAACAAGCUAUGAGCGCUCCAGCGACCUCGCCCGGGUCUGCCUCGUCUCUCGGAGAAUCAACCAGAUUGCUACGCCUAUCUUGUAUCGAUCCAUAGAACAAGCGCCAGGGAGAACACCGCUCUUUUUCAAGGAUGUCUUGGUAGCUCUAUGCGGGAAUCCAACCUUGAAGCAGCACGUCAAAGCAAUUAAGCAAAGAGGAUCAUACCGCUUUAUCUCCUGGACAGCUCAUGUUUCCCCGCCGGAGUGGGCGAUGCCUCUCUCCGACGGGAUGGACUUACUACAUCCGGAUGAGAUUUAUUCCCGCCUCGCGAGCGGAGAAGACCCCUUUAUAACACUACUCGCCCUUCAGUCACCAAAUCUGGAGCAGCUCUGCGUCGACUUUCCAAAACAUCGAUUUGACGGUGGUGGGAAAUUACCACUCCUUUUGGAGAAGAUGACGGCAGUACUGGCAGCUCCUUUAGGUUCACCACCUCAAUUCCACUCGCUUCGUGUUCUACGCCUCGACUUGAGAUUCUGGGACCACUUCCCGAUCAAUAGUAUCUACCAGAUUCUUCUUUUGCCCCAGCUCAAGGAUCUUACGCUCGGUCGCUGGGGAGCUGUAUACGAGAGGGACCGGGGAGCGUCUAGACCGGAUCCAGAUCAUCAAGAUUCUCAUGUGCUUGACCAACCUUGGAUAUGGCCCGUACGGUCGUCGCCGAUCGAGAGGCUUUCGUUGCUGUCGUCCAGGGCUCCCGCAUAUAUCAUCGCGAAUCUAGUUACGGCCUGCAAAGCGCUGAAACGGUUCGAAUGCGGCAGCCCAGCCAGAUUUACUGGGGCAGAAUUUCGGUACAACCAGGUCUCCGCGGCCGUCGCGGCGCAUUAUGGCAGCUUGGAGGAGUUAGCUAUUGGCACAAAAGAGUACCAUCCGCCAGAGGACUACGGAGAAUUCAAAUACUGCGAGAAUCUUAAAUUUCUCAAGGUGCUACGGAUUCCGUACCGUGUCCUGAUGAAGCACAACCAUGCAUCCGGUCUUUUGCAACGUCUGCCGCCAGACCUCGAAUUUCUCAUCCUUGACUUCCCGCGGCUGGACCGCCUGAGCUUUGACUUUGACGGCAUUCUCUUGGUGCUAAGAGAAGCUGUCUCUUCAGGUGGCUUUUCUCAGCUGAAGGCGGUUGAGUUCAGGUUACUUGGCGUCGGCGAGCAAGCUGUAGCUGCUGUUCCAGAUAUCCAUAAAUAUAGAUCGGCCUUCCAAGCCGGUGGGACCCGGCUAGAUAUGGCAAUAGCGAUUGGGAAUCCAUUCGACAUGCCGCUUUCACUAGAGACGUCGCAUCGGCUAGAGCAGCUGUUCCCCGGCUUUGUUCGGUAUGUCAAGGGACACCAUCUCAUUUGUGCCUCAACCUGCGAGAGACCACAUACGCCCGUCUUUGAAGAAGAGGAGGAAUAUAUUUCUCGAGAUCCGUAUAGGGAAACUUGGUAGAGAAAGGUGCCGGACGAGCGGAGCUUUCCGCUCUUGUUUCCAUUCAUCAGAGCAUGCGGGUUUUCGCACCCGUUGAGCUACCCUUUCAAAUGUUCGAAGUCGUUCUUGCCUCAACAUGGUACUUGGGUUUUGAUUCAAGUCGCUGGUAACUGGCCCAGCCUUCGCGCCUCUCCCUCGGAUUUGAAUAUGUAUGAAGGGGUAUGGGCAGAGCUACACAUUUGCUUUCUUACAUCAACAGUCCCUUAGAUACCUUCUAGGGCCUGCUGCCGGGCUUUAGCAAAAUCGGCAGCUUGGAGUGGACGGCCUCUGACAGCCUCCUUCCACUUCAUAAAGCAGUGAGCG